AUGCUACCCAAGACAGGGAACUGCAAAUAUGUGCCCAGGUACAAGAGGUAUGCCGCAGAGAAGAACAAGUUCCAGGCCAAGAAAGUCAUGGAGGCCUUCGAACUGGUCCAGAGGAACAUGAAGAAGAUAGGUGAGGGGGCCUACAAGCUCCUGGGACGAGGGCGCAAAGAGCGCGAGCUGGACAGACAUUUCAACCACCAGACGAAGGAAAUCAAGAAAGACAGACGCGUCAAGCGCACCUUGAAGCAGGCCCGGCGAGGGGAGAGGCGAGGAGAGAAACGCUUGCAUCUGCCUGGGGACAAGGAGCGGAUUCCAACCUUCCGCCGGAGCAAGCGGAGGCGGAGGCACAAGAUGGCCAAGAUCAAGAAGCCAAACGUGGAUGUUCUUCAAGGCCUCGAGCGACUAGCAGCAGUGCUUCCACAGCGGACGAAGUUCCCCAAGGUGGUGAAGCUGCUCUACCGGUGGACAAAGGAGUACAUGAACGUCGACAACCGCGAGUAUAUCUUUCGCGUACUCAACGACGUGACUAAGCUCCCCUUCCUCGCAGAGGACCCGGAAGGCCGGCAGGAUGUUAUUUGCGUCUUCGAGUAUGUCCUCUCCUACAACUCCCUGUGGUUUCAGGAGGACGAGAAGCACCAGAUGCUACAGAAGGCCUGGCAGCUGGCCACGGUUACUUUUUGCCAGUGUUUCACAGACGACGCGUUUACGCUGUCGAGCACCAUUUCCAAGCUCAACGAGGCCUUUACCCUGAUCGAGCGGUCAAAGCCGGACAUCGACACGUACCUGGAAGAGAAGCAGAAGAGGGCAGCGAAGCACGAAGCCAAGGUGGAGGCUUCCAAGCUUGAAGCCAAGAUGGAAGCCAAGCUCGAGGAGAAGAUUGAGGCCAAAGACGAGGAUGACAAAGAG
Symbiodinium natans is the source of this 906-nucleotide messenger RNA. NCBI's taxonomy places the organism in Eukaryota, Dinophyceae, Suessiales, Symbiodiniaceae. The record is from the annotation of a GenBank genome assembly.